AUGCAGCUCCGCGUCUACACCUCCCUGGCCAUCUUCGCCGCCACCGCCAUGGCCGCCUCCUCCACCACUUCUGCCGCUGCCUCUGCCUCCACCGCCGUCGACCUCACCGCCGGAGUGCCCCAAUGCGGCAUUGCCUGCGUGACCAACGCCGUCGGCAGCUCCGGCUGCGCAGCCACCGACCCCGUCUGCCUCUGCACCACCGGCUCAAAGGCCUUCCUCGCAGCCGGCACAACCUGCCUGCUCCAGAACUCUGAUUGCUCGGCUACCGAUCUCCAGACCAUCCAGACUAUUGCCAAGCAGCGCUGUGGUGCUCUGUUGGCUGCAAACGGCGAUGUUGCUGCUGCCAAUGCUAAUUCGUCGGGUGCUGCCACUGCUGCUUCGUCGAGCAGUACUAGUGGCAAGGCUGCUGCUGCUACUGGUGCUGCUGUGCAGUUUGGUGCUAGCAUCAUGGCUGUUGGUGCUGGCGUUUUGGCUUUCGUCAUCUAA
Messenger RNA from Aureobasidium namibiae CBS 147.97, 486 nucleotides. RefSeq lists its product as uncharacterized. Lineage: Eukaryota; Fungi; Ascomycota; Dothideomycetes; Dothideales; Saccotheciaceae. The transcript is spliced from 2 exons. The record is from RefSeq and is a predicted model, not a curated record. Bases 1 to 486 code for a protein of 161 amino acids.